Aspergillus terreus NIH2624 is the source of this 1716-nucleotide messenger RNA. Its product is annotated as serine/threonine-protein kinase. The record is from RefSeq and is a predicted model, not a curated record. Gene Ontology annotation, molecular function: protein kinase activity; ATP binding. The transcript is spliced from 4 exons. NCBI's taxonomy places the organism in Eukaryota, Fungi, Ascomycota, Eurotiomycetes, Eurotiales, Aspergillaceae. Gene Ontology annotation, biological process: regulation of mRNA processing; spliceosomal complex assembly; protein phosphorylation. The coding region runs from base 1 to 1716 and encodes 571 amino acids.
AUGGACGGCGUCGACCUGACCAAGGCCGUGCUCAAUAAGGGGAAACAAAUGGCUAGCGUCGCAACCGCCGCUGCCAAUGGCAAUGGCGGUAAGAAGCGAAGAAAAGGAACCGACUUGAAGCCCAUCGUCACCAACGACGCGGCCAAUCCAGGCGCCGAGCCAGCGCCUGCACUGUCUGAAGGCGUCUCGCCAUCGCGUUCCCCUUCGACAUCCUCCGCAGAUGAGAUCGAAACCACCGCUGAAGAGGAGGAUUCUGAGGACUACUGCAAGGGUGGUUACCAUCCCGUCACCGUCGGCGAAACCUACAACAACGGUCGUUACGUCGUCGUGCGCAAACUGGGGUGGGGUCACUUUUCCACCGUCUGGUUGUCCCGCGAUACCACCACCGGCAAACAUGUCGCCCUCAAAGUCGUCCGAUCCGCCGCCCACUACACCGAAACCGCCAUCGACGAGAUCAAGCUCCUGAAUCGCAUCGUCCAAGCCAAACCCUCGCAUCCCGGUCGGAAACACGUCGUCAGUCUGCUGGACUCCUUCGAGCAUCGCGGUCCGCAUGGGGUCCAUGUCUGCAUGGUCUUUGAGGUGCUGGGAGAGAAUCUCCUCGGCCUGAUCAAGCGUUGGAACCACCGGGGUAUCCCCAUGCCCUUGGUGAAGCAGAUCACCAAGCAGGUGCUCCUCGGUCUGGACUAUCUCCACCGGGAGUGCGGCAUCAUCCAUACCGAUUUGAAACCCGAGAACGUCUUGAUCGAGAUCGGCGACGUCGAGCAGAUUGUGAAGACCUACGUCAAGGAGGAGGCCAAGAAGGAGGAACACAAGGAAGAUAACCGCAACGGUCGGCGACGACGCCGCACGUUGAUCACCGGCAGUCAACCAUUGCCGAGCCCGCUGAAUACCAGUUUCGACUUCAAACACAGUUCGCACAACUCCCAUAGCAGCCUCAGCCAGAUGGUCAGCAGCGACUCGUCGACGCCACACGAGGCCCCAUCGAUGAAGGAACUGUUGGGGAUCAAGGAUGAAGAUGAACACCAAAAGCAACGAGAAAAGACAACUGAUUUACUAGAACGAGAGGUUUCCGGGAUCUCUUUAGAUAAGACCCCGUCCAAAUCCUCCGACGAACCGGAGUGCGAUAUCAUCUCUGUGAAGAUCGCCGAUCUCGGAAAUGCCUGCUGGGUGGGACACCAUUUCACUAACGACAUCCAAACGCGGCAAUACCGGUCGCCGGAAGUCAUUCUGGGGUCGAAGUGGGGUGCGAGUACGGAUGUAUGGAGUAUGGCGUGCAUGGUGUUUGAACUCAUUACCGGCGACUACCUCUUUGAUCCUCAAUCCGGCACCAAGUACGGCAAAGACGACGAUCACAUUGCGCAGAUCAUUGAACUCCUGGGUCCGUUUCCCAAAUCGUUGUGUCUGUCCGGAAAAUGGUCACAGGAGAUUUUCAACCGGAAGGGCGAGCUGCGAAACAUCCACCGACUACGCCACUGGGCGUUGCCGGAUGUCCUGCGGGAGAAGUACCACUUCUCGGUGGAGGAGAGCAUGCGCAUCAGCGAGUUCCUCCUCCCCAUGCUGGAGGUGUCGCCCGAACGACGAGCCAACGCCGGUGGCAUGGCCUCCCACGAAUGGCUGGCCGGGACCCCGGGCAUGGACCAGAUCGACCUGGGGAUCCAACCCGGCAGCCGGGGCGAAGGGAUCGAAGGAUGGGCGACAGAGGUGAAGAGGAGAUGA